GGAAACGUGAACUGGUUGGGGGUGAACCGUGGGCUUUUGCUUCGGACUAUGCUUCCUCCGUACAGUCAUCCAGCUUCCCUGGUUUCCUGGGUGCUCGGGAGCUACUGGGGGCCGACUGGAAGGAGCUAGGUUAAAAAUGGGAGCAACCAAACUUUCCUGAUUUUAUGUAAUGGAACUAAAACAUUUGUAAUCUCUGGAGCCAUUACUGAUCAGACUCUAUGUGCAGUGUAUACAGAUUUUCUGUGCUGGGGUGUUAUUUGACCAAACAUUAAUUUAAUUUUAGGAUUAUACCACAUUCUUCCUUGAGACCCAGUAAUAUAACAGGCAUGUGUAAUUUCAGUUUAAAUUGUGCUUUAGUGAUAUUGUACAUAUGCCCAAACAAAAUUUCAAUGAAAUGACAAGUUGAAGACCAGAAAGUAUGUGAGUAUUUUGUGAGUUUUUUUCUGAUGACGAGUUCAGCCAUGGCUACAGACUGUGAAAGUUGCUUCAAUCUCAGCACGUUGCUAAUAGGCAUCUGACCAAACAUUUUUAAUGGAAUGAGGGUUAGUCAUCCAUAUCAGAACAGUUAAUCCGGUGUCAGUUACUGUUAGUAGAGGAUCACUGAACUGUAAUUUCUUACCAUCAGUUAAUUUCAACAUUACUGCGUGACAGACAGUCAUGCUGUUUUGGAGCAUGGGUGGGUCAGUCAGUCAGACCCGGGAGGAACCAGAUGAUUGUGCAAUAUCAGCCUGAAUUAUAAGAGGGAAGUAAAAGAAUGACAGUGACAGUACAGAGACUGAUUGAACAAGGCAUUAUUGAGAUUGUCAUUCAUCAUGGCGGAGUGGUCCUUCCUGUCUGCUUUGUUGGACAAGGUUCAGUCACAUUCCACUGUAGUGGGGAAAGUCUGGAUGAGUGUUCUUUUCCUCUUCAGGAUCUUCAUCCUGGCUGCUGGCGUAGAUAAAAUAUGGGGAGACGAACAAGCAAACAUGAAGUGUAACACCGAAAGUCCUGGUUGCAAAAACGCCUGCUAUGAUCAGUCCUUCCCCAUAUCUCAUGCACGCUUCUGGGUCCUCCAGAUCCUCUUUGUCUCCACACCAACACUUAUCUAUCUGGGCCACGUUCUGCUCGUGAUUCGCAGAGAAAACAAGCUGAGGAGAUGCAUGGAGAAGAAAACUGCUAAGAAUGGAAUGAUGAAAGCCCCAAAAUAUUCAAAUGAACAUGGAAAAGUGCAGCUCAAGGGAGUCCUGCUAGUCAGCUACAUGAUGCAGCUGCUGUUCAAGAUCCUGCUUGAAGUGGCAUUCAUUGUAGGCCAGUACUACCUCUAUGGCUUCAUACUUAUGCCUAGUAAGAUUUCAUUUCCAAACUAUCCCUGUCCAGCACCAGUAGACUGCUUCAUAAGUCGCCCCACAGAGAAGAGCAUCUUUAUCAUGUUUAUGUUGGCUAUGGCCGUUCUCUCUGUGAUCCUCAACAUUUUGGAGAUUUUCCACCUGAUGAUCUCAAAGAUGAAGGUGAAGAAAAAGAGGACCAGUGACUUCACUACUGCAGAGAACAAACCAAACAGCAGUUCAACUGAAAGAGUUACACUUUGUUGAAUGAUUGUGAAAGGACGCUCAGCAUCGAUUCUAUUCUUCUUGUUUCAGUGAAUAUUGUUAGACACAGAAAUUGAGAUAAGUUGCAUAAAUUGUGCUGCCAAGUGCAUCUUGUGUGCCUACACUAAUACCUUAUAAACCUUCUUGAAAAAAAUAUUGGGACACCUGACCACAGGAUUUUGGAGUGUUUCUGUGAGUAUAUUUGCAGCAGAGCAUUUGUGAGGUUGGGCACUGAUGUUGGAAGGCCUGGUUCCAAUCUCCAUUCCAGUUCAUCCCAAAGGAGUCUGAUGGAGUUGAAGUCAGGGUUCUGUGCGGGCCAGUCUAUUUCCUCCACACCAAAAUCAUCUAACCAUUUCUUAAUGGCCCUUGCAUUGUGCACUGAGGCACAGUCAUGCUGGAAUUACAAUAGGGCAUUCCCCAAACCGUUGUCACCACGUUGGAAGCAUAGUCUGGUCCAAAAUGUCUUUGUAUGCUGAAGCAUUAAGAUUCCCUUCACUGGAAGUAAGGGGCUUAGCCAAACCCCUGAAAAACAGCUCUAUUCCACACCUGAUUUUAAUAUUAAAGAUGUGUCCCAAUACUUUUGUCCAUAUAGUGUAAAUCAGGUCUUUGGUAAGAUGUAGAAAAGACUGUUUUCAACCCAAACUGCAUCUAUGUGGUCAAUGUAAAUAGGAGACAAUCUGAUCCAAAAAGUAUAGAAUGUAGUGUAUCCUUGUGGGACACUUAAAUGUAAGCAGAAUGUUUUAUAUUAAGCUGGCAGGAAUUAUGACGUCGAUCACUCCAUUUUUUAACUGUAAUAAAUCUGUCUCAUCCUAUAUUUUUUGUUUGAUUGACGCAAAACUUGCUACACUGCUUCUUAAGACACCACAAAUGAUGCAGCCAGAGUUUUGAAUUAUCAAAAACUGAGGCCACAGUACAUCAUAAUGAUCAACUGUAAAGACAUACAGCAAAUUCUUGCUAAAUUAAUCCUUAGUAUUCAUGAUAGAAAAUAUCAUGGUAGAUGUGUCAAAUCAAUCACCAAUUUUAUCUCCAAAACUUAUUUUUUAACUAUUGUCAAUGGAAAAUAGCAUCUUUCAACUUCAAUUUCUCAUGUAUGGAGCAAUCAGUCUUUGUAAAAACAAAAAAUAAAACAAAAACAAACAAACAAAAAACCAGGACAAUACAGACUACCUAGGUCAUGGUGUCAUAGUGUGAAACCACUGAUAAGCGAAAAGUCCAGGGCUUGUUCUUGGUGCCUUGGUGUGUUUAAGGUUGUGGGCUUGAGCCCCAGUCAAUGGAGAAAGUAUGAUUACUAAUCAGUAAAUGUGCUCAGGACCCUCUAUUUGGCAUGUCUUAUCUACCCUGUUAUGUCCCACUUCCAACACACCAGAUUCAAAAGAUCUGCUCAUCAUGAAGUGCUGCUGAAGCCUGUUAAGAACCCACUUAUUUGAAGCUGGUGUGUUGGAGCAGUGACACCUCUUCAACACAGAGAGCAGGGUCUCCCAUGACCAGGACUGGAUUAGAUACAUUUGAUUUCAAAGAGUUUUUAAUUUAGAAAUUUUAAGUAAUUAUAGUCUAGGCUGGUCUGCUGGUGGACCCUCAAGUAUUUGUCAUAUCCAUGUGUGAAGUCAAUUCAUAAUUCAUGCCUACUCAAAGCUCUUCUCUGGGUAGCUCAACAUAUUCAUGAAAAAUUAUUAGUGACAACACAUAGUAGAUAUACAGUUCUAUUCACAAUAAUAGCAGUCCAACAUCGCUAACCAGAUCAAUCACUGUUUUUGGUAGAAAUUACAUUUCUACAUGGCAAAUAAUUUACUGGUAGGUGUAGGAGAGUAACGAAACCAAAAGAUCCAACAGUCAUGACAUGCAUACUGCUGAUUCUGUGUAACAGAACCAUUAAGAAGAACCACUCCCUACAGUGGUUCACAGGGGAGAACCACUCCCCACAGUCAUAUUAAUACUCACAUUUCUCAACAGUAAGUAUUAUGGGCGAUUUCAGUAUCCAUGUGGACAAUGGUAACGAUAGCCUUUGCACAGCAUUUAUCUCUUCAUUAGAUUCAAUCGGCUUCUGUCAGUGUGUACAUAAACCCACUGACUGUUUUAAUCACCCUCUUGACCUUGUUCUGACAUAUGACAUUGAAGUAGAACAUUUAAUAGUCUUAGAACAAAAUCCUCCUUUUCUGACCAUUGUUUAAUGACUUUUGAGUUUGUAUUACUUGACUACAUACCACCAAGAAAAAAACUCUACACUAGAUCUCACUAGUAUCUAUAUCACUAGUAUCUCACACUAGAUACCUGUCUGAUAGUACUGUGGCUAAAUUUAAGGAAGCAAUUGUAUUGUCAUUUACUACAGUAUCAUGUCCCGGUACUGCAGAACAUUACAAUAUUAAAGACUUAUAGUCCCUCUCAAAUCGACCAUUGUGUGGACAGUGCAAGAAUUUAAACAUUAGAGACAAAAUUCAACACCUACUGAUCUCAGAUGGUAUUGAUCUACUAUCAAACACUGGAAACAGCAGUAGAACCAGAUAAUUAUCUUGACUGCUUUACUCUCAUUGACCUUCACCAGUUAAAUUCAUUCAUAUUUCCAUCUAAACCAACAGCAUACCUCUUAGACCCUCUCCCAUCUAAGCUGCUCAAAGAAGUUUUACCUUUACUUAGCACCUGUCUAUUAUGUAUCAUCAAUCUGUCCCUAAUCACAUGCUAUGUACCCUAGUCCUUUAAAGUAGCUGUAGUCACUUGACCCAGACAUUUUAAGCAACUAUAGACCAAUAUCAAAUCUUCCAUUUCUCUCUAAGAUCCUUGAGAGAACAGUCGCCAAUCAGCUAUGUGACUUUCUACAUAGUAAUAGCUUAUCUGAGGACUUUCAAUCGGGCUUUAGAGCUCAUCAUAGCACAGAAACAGCAUUGGUCAAAGUCAGAAUUGACCUCCUCCUGGCAUCAGACAAGAGACUUAUCUCUGUCCUUGUACUGUUAGACCGUAGUGCUGCAUUUGACACCACUGACCAUUCCAUCUUACUACACAGAUUGGAACACCGCCUAACAAUGGCAUUAAAGGAACUCCAUUAAGCUGGGUUUAUUACCUCCAGGCUGGAUCAUUGUAACUCUCUUUAAUCAGGUUGCCCCAAUAAGUCUCUAAAGACACUAGCAACUGCACAAUUACUCACAAGAACUAGCAUUAGAGAUCAUAUUUCUCAUCAUAUCAUAUUGGCUUCUCUCCAUUGGCUAUCUGUAAAAUUCAGGAUAGAGUUUAAAAUUCUUCUCAUCACAUAUAAAGCCCUGAAAGGCCAGGCACCAUCAUAUCUUAAAGAGUUGAUAGAACCCUAUUAUCCCACCAGAGCUUUAUGUUCUCAAGAUGCAGGAUUACUUGUGGAUCCUAAAGUCUUCAAAAGUAGAUCGGGAACCACAGUCUUUAGUUAUCAAACUCCUCUAUUGUGGAACCAUCUUCCAGUUUCGGUCCGGGAGGCGGACACCCUCUCCACGUUUAAGAGUUGACUUGAAACUUUCCUUUCUGAUAAAGCUUAUAGUUAGGACUGGCCUAGACUAUGCUGCUAUAGGCUCAGACUGCCGGGGGAUCACCCACGACGCACUGAGCUCUCUCUUCCUCUCCUUCUGCACACAUUUAUGUCCCAUUAAUGCAAGUC
This is a messenger RNA of Scatophagus argus, 5181 nucleotides long. RefSeq names its product gap junction Cx32.2 protein-like. Gene Ontology annotation, cellular component: connexin complex. The record is from RefSeq and is a predicted model, not a curated record. Lineage: Eukaryota; Metazoa; Chordata; Actinopteri; Scatophagidae. The coding region runs from base 813 to 1571 and encodes 252 amino acids. The transcript has 2 exons. Gene Ontology annotation, biological process: cell communication.